Protopolystoma xenopodis is the source of this 578-nucleotide messenger RNA. The record is from the annotation of a GenBank genome assembly. Lineage: Eukaryota; Metazoa; Platyhelminthes; Monogenea; Polystomatidea; Polystomatidae.
GUACCCUACCACUAGCAAGCAAUCUUUAUCAAACUCUCCUCGUUUCGUUCCACAUGAGCCUGCUUCCGCCUCGCCAGGACAUGGUAGACCAUAUGAUCGGGGCCCACGUCGGCCGACCAGAUCUUUGGGCGACAUCGGGCUUGAACCGCUCGAUUCCCACAGCUCUUCUUCAUCUUUCGCCCAAGAAAAUCAGCUCGACUCUAGCCUGCGUGACCCACGCCUGCUUCAGGACUCUGAAGGUCGAGCCUUCACUCCACCAAAGCUUGCGCCUGAUCUUCCACCGGCUCUUUACUUCCUUGACCGCCGGGGUACCUCAAUCCGCUGUUCCGUCUCCGGCCACCCACGACCGCGAGUCCGAUGGUUUGCGAUCCCAUCUACAGGGUCCUCAGGAGGAGCAACUUCUGAAAGUACAGAAUCAAGUUCUGGACUCGGGGUCAUCGGGGCCCCCGGAAUGGCGUUCCAGGGAUCCGAAGGCUCCGAGGCUGAGAGCGAAUUCGGGUUCCCAAAGAACGCCAGGUAUGCUUGGACGGCAGUAUCUUUUUUAUGCGAAUGACAGUUGGGUUUACUCUUAUUUUUAA